ACCCCAUCGCCUGCCUUUUCAAAGAACACCUUGUUCAUCUGUGCCUCCCACUUUCUUUUACCAUUUCAAACUCUUGUUCUUCUCUUUCAUAUGAUAUACCCUCAAAUCUCCUCCAACACCCAGAUUUGUUCUUCUCUUCUCCAAUUUGUUUCAUCCAAAAGAAUACAUCUUUCGUUUUCUUACAGCUACCCCAAAUUUAUUCCACUACCAUUUCCUUAAGAAUACACUCUGGUUCAAUUUUCGAAUGGCUACGACAUUUUUCCAUGAAACUCUCUCCUUUGGAGGCUCCAGCCAUGGUCAGGGCCAACAAAUCCUGCCAUUUAAGACCAGUACAGAGUCCUUGCGAUUGUUGCUCUUACAUGGGAAUUUAGAUAUUUGGGUCAAGGAGGCCAAAAACCUUCCUAACAUGGAUAUGUUCCACAAAAAGUUAGGUGAUAUGUUUGGAAAGUUCAACAUAAAAGUUAGUAGCAAAAUCGAAAGCCAUAUGCCUCAUAAGAUAACCAGUGAUCCUUACGUUACAAUCUCUGUGGCGGGUGCUGUAAUUGGGAGGACUUUUGUUAUUAGUAAUUCCGAGAAUCCGGUUUGGAUGCAACACUUUAACGUCCCCGUUGCACAUUAUGCCUCUGAAGUCCACUUUGUUGUCAAAGACAGUGAUGUUGUUGGCUCACAGAUCAUGGGAGCUGUCGGUCUUCCGAUAGAACAGCUAUGCUCAGGCACAAAAAUUGAAGGAACCUUCCCUAUCCUUAAUGACAAUGGGAAGCCUUGUAAACCCGGAGCUGUUUUGACAUUAUCUAUUCAGUACAUCCCAAUCCAGCAAGUGGCUAUUUACCAUAGAGGAUUAGGUUCAGGUCCUGACUAUCAUGGUGUCCCUGGUACAUACUUCCCUCUUAGAAAAGGAUGCAAAGUUACUCUAUAUCAAGAUGCUCAUGUCCAUGAUGGUUUCCUUCCCAAUUUGAAGGUUAAUGGCAAUGUUCGAUAUGAGCACGGGAGUUGCUGGCAGGACAUCUGUAAUGCUAUUGGACAGGCCCGUCGUUUGAUAUACAUUGCAGGAUGGUCUGUGUUUCAUAAUAUCAGACUUGUUCGUGAAAUCAACAUGGCAUCCAAUACAACGCUAGGCGAUCUUCUUAAACUUAAAUCACAGGAAGGUGUGCGGGUGCUGCUUCUUGUAUGGGAUGAUCCUACUUCUAGGAGCAUUUUAGGAUGUAAAACGGAUGGACUCAUGGAUACAAAUGAUGAAGAGACUCGCCGUUUUUUCAAGCACUCUUCGGUGCAAGUAUUACUUUGCCCUCGAUCUGCUGGAAGAGGAAGCUGGGUAAAAAAGCAGGAAACUGGAACAAUCUAUACCCAUCAUCAGAAAACUGUAAUUGUUGAUGCUGAUGCUGGUAACGACAAAAGAAAGAUUACAGCAUUUAUUGGUGGUCUUGAUUUGUGCAAGGGUCGGUACGAUAAUCCAAACCAUCCACUCUUCAGAACACUGCAAACAGUGCACAAAGAUGACUAUCACAACGCUUGCUUAACGGAACCAAAAGCUGGUUGUCCAAGAGAACCUUGGCAUGAUAUGCAUUGUCGAAUUGACGGCCCCGCUGCUUAUGACAUACUGACCAACUUCGAGGAGCGUUGGUUAAAGGCUUCUAAACCUCACGGGCUUCAAAAACUAAAGACUUCAGUUGACGAUGCAUUACUAAAGCUUGAAAGGAUUGCUGAAAUUGUUCCGAUGACAGAAAUCCCUUAUUUGAGCAAAGACGAUCCUGAAACUUGGCAUGUUCAGGUUUUCCGUUCAAUCGAUUCCAACUCUGUGAAGGGUUUUCCAGAUGAUCCAAAAGAUGCUAUAAAAAUGAACUUGGUGUGUGGGAAGAAUAUUCUUAUAGACAUGAGCAUACACACAGCAUAUGUGAAUGCAAUCCGUUCUGCUCAACGCUUCAUCUACAUCGAGAAUCAGUACUUUCUUGGAUCAUCAUAUAAUUGGGAUGCACAUAAAGAUUUAGGUGCAAACAAUUUAAUUCCAAUGGAAAUUGCUCUGAAAAUUGCUAACAAAAUCAGAUCAAAUGAGAGGUUUUCUGUUUAUAUUCUCAUCCCGAUGUGGCCAGAAGGAGUUACAACCAGCGCUCCUAUCCAAAGGAUUCUCUUUUGGCAGCAUAAAACGAUGCAAAUGAUGUAUGACAUUAUUUACAAGGCAUUGGUGGAAACUGGACUUGAGAACAGAUAUGAGCCUCAAGAUUUUCUGAAUUUCUUUUGUCUUGGUAACCGAGAGGCCGUAGGCAGAGAAAACUCUACAAAUGCUAGAGAUCCCACUGCAUCGGAUACACCUCAGGCACUUGCAAAGAAGAGCCGGCGCUUUAUGAUUUACAUCCAUUCUAAAGGUAUGAUAGUCGAUGACGAGUAUGUCAUAAUAGGAUCUGCUAACAUUAACCAGCGCUCAAUGGAAGGCACCAGAGACACUGAAAUAGCGAUGGGUGCUUAUCAGCCUCGCCAUACCGGCUCAAGCAAACGAUACAAUCCAUGUGGGCAAGUUUAUGGAUAUAGGAUGUCACUAUGGGCAGAGCAUAUUGGAGCUCUUGAGGAGAGUUUCGAGCGACCGGAGAGUCUAGAUUGCAUAAGACGGGUGCGGUCUUUGGGUGAGCAAAACUGGAAACAAUACAUAGCUGAUGAAGUGACAGAACUGAAGGGUCACCUACUCAAGUAUCCGGUCGAAGUCGAUCGGAUGGGCAAAGUAAAGGCACUUCCUGGCUGUGAAACAUUCCCAGAUGUGGGUGGAAAAAUUGUGGGUUCAUUUACUGCCAUUCAAGAAAAUCUCACAAUCUAAAUCUACUUAUCAAAUAUAUACGGUUAUUG
This is a messenger RNA of Hibiscus syriacus, 2832 nucleotides long. Its product is annotated as phospholipase D beta 1-like. The transcript has 10 exons. Lineage: Eukaryota; Viridiplantae; Streptophyta; Magnoliopsida; Malvales; Malvaceae. The record is from RefSeq and is a predicted model, not a curated record. Gene Ontology annotation, molecular function: D-type glycerophospholipase activity; calcium ion binding. Gene Ontology annotation, biological process: phospholipid catabolic process; phosphatidylcholine metabolic process. The coding region runs from base 245 to 2803 and encodes 852 amino acids. Gene Ontology annotation, cellular component: plasma membrane.